AUGAAACUACGACAUUUCCGCGAUGCAUCGUUUGUGAUGCUUUGCCCGGCGACAUCAAUCGGGGACUGGGAGAGGGGGGACCACGGUUUCUACAACGCCACUCAUCUUCAUGCAAAGUGGCAUGCAACUGGUCGGUUGCAUCUGGCGGGUGGUGUGGUGUUAACAACUAUCACAUACAGGUGGUACAUACUUUGCGAUCGCAGAGGCGUGAAUUCUCUUCCCAUGAGGACGUCGUCGGUCGUUGUCAGUAGCUGCCAGCAAAGACUACGUUGA
This is a messenger RNA of Chondrus crispus (carragheen), 273 nucleotides long. RefSeq lists its product as hypothetical. The coding region runs from base 1 to 273 and encodes 90 amino acids. The transcript has a single exon. NCBI's taxonomy places the organism in Eukaryota, Rhodophyta, Florideophyceae, Gigartinales, Gigartinaceae. The record is from RefSeq and is a predicted model, not a curated record.